Achroia grisella is the source of this 1182-nucleotide messenger RNA. It is a transcript of the gene PQBP1, whose product is annotated as polyglutamine-binding protein 1. The record is from RefSeq and is a predicted model, not a curated record. The annotation marks the transcript as partial. NCBI's taxonomy places the organism in Eukaryota, Metazoa, Arthropoda, Insecta, Lepidoptera, Pyralidae. The transcript has a single exon. Gene Ontology annotation, cellular component: cytoplasm; nuclear body. Gene Ontology annotation, biological process: alternative mRNA splicing, via spliceosome. Gene Ontology annotation, molecular function: protein binding; ribonucleoprotein complex binding.
ACCACUACUACUACUUUACCGCCUGGGUGGGAAGAAGUCUAUGACGAAGGAUGUGGUCAACAUUACUUUUGGAAUGUUCACAACAAUCUAGUGUCUUGGUUGCCACCAACCCAUCCUCGAGCAUUUCCUAGUGAGAGUGCUGCACAUUUACGGGAGGAGCGUUUGCUAAAAGAAGGUGAUGAAAGUGAUAAUUCAAGUGAAGAUUCUGACCAAGAAGUACCCCAACAACCUGUUAAAGAAAAACGACGAGAUCGUCAUCAAGAAAAAGAAGUACAUAGAAGGGAUAGAAAAAGAACUAAAACUAAGGAUAAUGAUUUAGAUCCAAUGGAUCCUGCUGCAUAUUCUGAUAUACCUAGAGGUAAUUGGGCAGCUGGGUUAGACAAUGGAACCAAAACAGGAGUCGAUACCACAGCUUCUGGUUCAAUAUAUCAAAUGAGACCAUAUCCAGCACCAGGAGCUAUAUUGGCAGCCAAUGCUAGACAGAAGUCUCCACCUCCUUCACCUUAAUAUUUAUAAUACAGAUAUGCCUACAAUGUUUAGAUCUACAAAAGUGCAAUGGAUUAUGUGCACUAAUUGAAAGCAGUGUAAUGAAACUGUAAAUAAAUGUUAUUUUACAUAUAAUGAUUUAUGCAUUCACAUUUUUAUUUAGAUAAAUAUGAAUCAUCAUGUUUUUAGUAUUUAAUUUAGGACAUGUUAAACAUAUUAACCCAUUAGGAAUUUCUUCAUCUAUGAUCUAUUAAUAUAAGGAUAGUGGUUGAACUAAAAGUUUGAUGCUUAUGUCUAAAAGAAUUCCUCUGCUCACUAUCACAGAACAAAUAUCAAUAUAAGUCUUUAUAUAAAAGUAAUUUCUCUAUGGCUCUGUGUGAGUAGCAAUUCUGUAUUAUAAUUAAUGACAAUUAUGUAUUUUGUGGAUUCACUUGGAGAGGUUGUAAUAGUCGUAACCAUAUACUUUCGGCCUUUCAGAGAAAAUUAAAUUCAAGUACUAUGUUUCAAGUAUGCAUAGUCAAAUGACAAUUACGAACAAUACUAGUUGAUAUGGAUCUUCGCACAGAACAGUAAAAUUUUUAUUAAAGUUGGGCCCAGUCAGGUCAGUGUAACAAUGGUUUCGAUUAGCCUUCUUUGUGCGUCUUCGUUUUUGUAACAUGACAUAACAGUCAUUGAUACAUUUAGUAGAGUUAACCU